Messenger RNA from Caenorhabditis briggsae, 4860 nucleotides. It is a transcript of the gene Cbr-agef-1, whose product is annotated as Protein CBR-AGEF-1. Gene Ontology annotation, molecular function: guanyl-nucleotide exchange factor activity. Bases 1 to 4860 code for a protein of 1619 amino acids. Gene Ontology annotation, biological process: regulation of ARF protein signal transduction. The record is from RefSeq and is a predicted model, not a curated record. The transcript has 10 exons. NCBI's taxonomy places the organism in Eukaryota, Metazoa, Nematoda, Chromadorea, Rhabditida, Rhabditidae.
AUGCAACAAGUGUCGACCGGUUCUUCAACAAAGAAAUCGAUUGGCAACAUGUUUUUAAGAAGUGGAAUAGAGAAAAUUCUAGCUGAUAAGGAUAUUAAGAAAAAGGAGAAUUUGCAGCUCAAAAAAGCUUGUGAUAAUGCACUGGGUGAGCUUUUUUCUUUCGAAAUUAAAAAAUCUGUUCAAAUCAAAUUAUAUAAUUUCUAUUCAAUGUCUAGACCCCAAAAACUUAAUUUUUCCCCUGCAGAAGAGAUAAAACUUGCCGAAGAGCAAGCGGGCACAACGAGUAGCAGUAGCAGUAACGGCGAACAUCUGCCAGAUGCCACCGGAGCUCUCAUCGAAGCCGAUCGAUAUUUCUUGCCGUUCGAAUUGGCAUGCAACUCGAAGAAUCCACGUGUCGUGAUCACAGCUUUGGAUUGUCUUCAGAAGCUGAUAGCCUACGGUCAUUUGACUGGAAGAGGUCCGGAUACAUCGAAUCCCGAGAGAAAACUCAUUGAUCGAAUUGUCGAGGCGAUUUGUGCUCCGUUUUUGGGUCAAGGAACCGAUGAGAAUGUGCUGUUGCAGUUGAUAAAAUUGCAGGCAGUUCUCGCCGUAGUGCUCUCGAAACACUGUCAAGUGCAUGGAGCAUCACUGAUUCUCGCAGUUCGAACGUGUUUCAACAUCUAUCUAACGUCGAAAAAUCAUGUGAAUCAGGCGACGGCGAAAGCUACACUGACUCAAGUGAUUAGUACGGUUUUUGGGAGGAUGGAGAUGUUUGGGAAUAUUAAAGAUGAUGAGACCGUAGUACGGGAAGUCGUGGAAAUGUUAGUGGCGACGACGGUGUCCAAUGAAGCGACAGACGAAACUAGCGAAGGAGGCGGUACCCAUCGACCCGCUGGCUCAACAAUAGGAGAAUCCGAAGCCCCACUAGAUGAUCAAUUCACAUUUCAAAAUUCGUAUCAAAAAGAUGCAUUUCUCGUAUUCCGAGCCCUCUGUAUACUCGCCCAGAAAGAAGAAGGAGGUCCAUCAAACGAAAUGUCACUUCGAUCCAAAAUUCUUGCCCUCGAAAUGCUUUUACUCGUUCUCCAAUCCUCGUCAUCAGUCCUUCAAUCUUCUCAACCUUGUAUUAUAGUCAUUAAAAGGACAUUGUGCAUGGCGUUGACUCGAAACGCAGUCAGCUCCAACAUCCAGGUGUUUGAGAAGUCGUUAGCCAUCUUUGUGGAGCUUCUAGACAAAUUCAAAGCCCAUUUGAAAGCCUCCAUUGAGGUAUUCUUCAAUAGUGUGAUUCUCCCAAUUUUGGAUUCGAAUACCUGUGCUUUUGAACAGAAAUGGAUAGUUUUGAACACGAUUGCGAAAAUUCUGGCGAAUCCUCAGUCUGUGGUUGAUAUGUUUGUAAAUUACGAUUGUGAUAUGACGUCUCCAAAUCUGUUUAAAUCGAUUGUAGAGGUUGUUUCCAAGACGACAAGGACCACGAUCAAUGAGAAUUCACCACCGGCGCAGAAGGAAAAAGAACGAGCAAUGCGACUCCUUGGUCUCAGCUGCCUCACAGACCUCCUCCAGUGUCUUGUGGAUUGGUGGCAAGUCUGUGAAGUUCAAAAAAUCACCUCUGACAUCGAUGAAGCCGUGGAGGCCAACGAAGCUCCUGGCGAUGAGACCACCUUCGAGAAAUUCGAGAAUCUAAAACACCAAAAGAAUCUAAUGGAGCAAGGAAUUCAAUUGUUCUCCGAGAAGCCCAAAAAGGGUCUGAAAUUCCUCCAAGAUCACGGAUUCGUUGGAACCGAUGCCAUAGAAGUCGCAGAAUUUAUGAUGAAGGAGGAAAGAUUGAAUAAAACACAAGUUGGAGACUUUCUAGGAGAUUCUGAUGAAUUCAAUAAUUCUGUAAUGCAUGCCUACAUUGAUUUCCUUGACUUCUCAUCGAUUGAUAUUCUUGCGGCACUUCGAUUGUUCUUGGAAAAGUUCCGUCUACCUGGAGAGGCUCAGAAGAUCGAUCGACUGAUGCUGAAAUUCGCCUCCCGCUAUUUGGACUGUAAUCCACGUCAAGGGAUCUUCGCCUCCGCCGAUGCCGCCUAUGUUCUAGCAUUUUCAAUCAUCAUGCUAACCACAGACCUGCAUAAUAAGACUGUAAAGAAUAAGAUGACAAAGCAAGGAUACAUAAAUAUGAACAGAGGAAUUAACGAGGGUGGAAACAUCCCAACUGAGCUUCUAGAAGCAAUUUUUGAAGACAUUUCCAAGAACGAAAUCAAGAUGAGGGCCGGAGCAACUGCAUUGCUCAGAUCUCGCGUCACACCAGGACAAGGGGCCCUGGCAACAGAUAAGGAGCGAAGGGCAAUGGCUGCGUUGGAAAUGGAGGCGUUGUCCGAAACAGCAAGAGCGUUAAUGGAAUCGGCAUCUGACGCCGACGCAUUCUUCACACCUGCACAACACCAACAUCACGUGAAACCAAUGUUCAAGAUCUGUUGGACCCCUUGCCUAGCCGCGUUCUCUGUAGGCGUCCAAAUGUCAGAUGACGAGGAGGAAUGGUCGUUGUGUCUACGUGGAUUCCGCUUAGGAGUACGGGCGGCGUGUGUACUUCAAGCAAACCUAGAACGGAAUGCAUUCAUCCAGGCGUUGGCUAGAUUCACAUUGCUCACUGCGAAGAAUUCGUUGGGAGAGAUGAAAGUGAAGAAUAUCGAAGCGAUCAAGCUGCUUUUGUUGAUUGGAGACGAGGAUGGACAGUUUUUGGAGGAGAAUUGGGUUGAUGUGAUGAAGUGUAUGAGUUCGUUGGAAUUGGUACAACUCAUUGGUACCGGACUCAACAGUGCCAUGUCCCAUGAUAGUGAUAGUAGUCGGCAGUACGUCCUCAAAGCCACCGGUGGAAUCGACGAAAAAACCCUGCACUCGCUUCAAGACGCUCUCGGCGAGACCUCAUCUCAAUCAGUCGUCGUUGCAAUCGAUCGAAUAUUCAAUGGAUCCGCCCGUCUCUCCGCAGAAGCCAUCGUCCAUUUUGUCAGAGCCCUUUGUGCAGUAUCUCGAGAAGAACUCUCCCACCCAGCUGCUCCUCGAAUGUUCUUACUUGGAAAAGUUGUCGAAGUGGCAUUCUACAAUAUGAAUCGAAUCCGUUUGGAAUGGAGUCGAAUCUGGCAUGUCAUUGGUGAACACUUCAACGCGGCUGGCUGUAAUUCCAACGAAGCCGUUGCCUACUUCUCUGUGGAUGCUCUUCGACAGCUCUCAAUCAAGUUUUUGGAGAAAGGAGAACUUCCAAAUUUCAAGUUCCAAAAAGACUUUCUACGGCCUUUUGAGGUUAUUAUGGUCAAAAAUGGGAAUACACAAACAAGGGAUCUGGUGGUUCGAUGCUGUACUCAUCUUGUUGAGACUCACUCGAAUAGGCUCAAAUCUGGAUGGCAGAAUCUUUUCUCUGUAUGGACAAUUGCUGCUGGAGACUCGUCAAUGGAAAUUGUCGAGACCUCAUUCCUCACUGCAAGCCACGUCAUUGAGAAACGAUUCAAAGAAGACUUCCCAUCGAUUCUGGACUCAUUCCAGGAGGCAUUGAAGUGCCUUCAGGAGUUUGCGUGCAAUGCGAAUCUUCCUGAUAUGAAUAUGGAGGCGAUUCGUUUGAUUCGACUCUGUGCGGACUAUGUGUCGGAAAAUAGCGAUAAAAUCGAUGAAGCCGCCCGGAAGGAUGAUCAUAGUCACAAGGGAUUGACUGCCGAUCAGCAUGUUUGGUUGAGAGGAUGGUUUCCGAUAUUCUUCGAGCUCAGUUGUAUUAUCAAUCGAUGUAAACUAGAUGUGAGAACCAGAAGUCUCACGGUGAUGUUUGAAAUUAUGAAGACUCAUGGAAAGGACUUCCGACCAGAAUGGUGGAAGGAUCUCUUUGAAAUCGUGUUCCGUAUAUUCGAUCCCUCGAAAAUGGAUGAUCAUCGGAGCGAUAAGCGAGAAUGGAUGUCGACGACUUGUAAUCACGCUAUGCUGAGUGUCGUAGAAGUCUUCACCCAAUUCUAUACCCAACUUUCCGUUUACGCUCUUCCUAUGAUCUACAGACAGUUCGCAGUAUUCAUCCGUCAGCAGAAUGAGCAGCUCGCCAGAUGUACAAUCAAUUGUCUGGAGUCUCUCAUCUCUCAGAAUGGAGAGAGGUUCACUGAAUCGAUGUGGGAACAAACUAUAGAGCUUAUCAGAGAACUGUUCUCUGCGACGCUUCCGAAAUCGUUGUUGACUUGGGAGCCACCAAAUGGGAAAAUGCCUGAAAGCAAUGGAUCUGACGCCUUGUUCACCGAGCAAAUUGUGUUCUGUGUUGUGCAGAAUGAACUAGUUGAAGCUGUCUCGAGAAUUGUGCUUGGUGAUCAUAGAGAGACUACCAAAAGCCUUCAAGCGGAUGGUCUAUUCACUCAAAUGUCUCCAGAACUGCUUUUGAGCAUUUGUGAUGCGCUGGCGGAGAGUCACAAGCUGGCUAAACAGUUUAACGAUAAUAAUGGGCAACGAACGCUGCUUUGGAAGGCCGGACUACGCGGAUCGAGUAAGCCGAAUCUCAUAAACCAGGAGACUAGAUCAUUGAGCGCCAUGCUUGCCAUCAUUCUACGCUUGCUUUAUGAUUUAAGAGCCCAGGAGAUUGCUGGACAGAUUUCGCAGAGGGUUUUGGAAGUCGUCUCCCUCGCACUAAAUGGGUAUGGAGAGGCUGAAUCGGACACCCGCCGAACCGCUUACGGACCAGUGAUUUGUGAAUUGCUUCGAGAGUGUAUCGCUCUUCCAACUGAGCUCCUUCCAGUUCUUGGACCGGAAUUCCCAUUGAAACUUUGCGAUCUUGUGGUGACUGCAGAAGGCCAACAAAUGCGACGUUCCCUGGCAGAUCUGCUCCGUCGAUGGAUGCCACCGUGUUCAGCAAAAAUUCCGAAUGGAUCCGUAGAAAAAUAA